ACUCUCUCUUAAUCUACACAAAAAUUAUCUCACAAUUUCUCUCUUUCUUUUUUUUUUUUUUUCUCACAAGAGCCCUCACUCUCUUAGCUCUUUUCAAGCUUGCUCUCACUCUUGCUUACCCAUUGCCUUUGCAUGCAUGGGUAUUUAUAGUGAAAAAUCCCAAUCACUCAUGCACCACUUUUCUUCGCUUCAUUACCACCCGUGCCUGAUUUUCUUUGCUCAUUAAAUGGGUCAACAUGUAAUCUUGCAUGAUUUCAACAAAGCAAUUGUAGCCCACAAUUGACUUAUAGGCUGGUGAAGAAAACUUCCACAUGGAAAGUCCACAGGUUCACACAUUGGGUUGGACUUUCUACCAAUAGUUUGCUUCACUUUUCUUUCUUCCAUUAAAGCAGCUUUGUUGCUGCACAUUUUGUGACAUUUUAUUAGAUCUACUUAAUCAAUUUCUCCUAAUCAAAUCGCCUUUCAACGACCCUAUCUGUAUCUGUGAACCCCUCCCUCCAAAAAUGGCUGAUGCUAUACUUUUCUUAUUCCUAGACCAGGUAAAAACAAUCAUCGACAAGGCAAAGAAAGAGGUGAAGCUGCUUGUUGGUGUCGAGGAAGAAGUGGAAAAGCUUGAAAGAAAUCUUGAUCUUGUCCUGAGCGUCCUCGCGGACGCUGAGGAGAAGAAAACAACCGACCAACUUGUCAAGAAAUGGUUGGACAGGCUCAAAGAAGCUGCGUAUGACAUGGAGGAUGCAUUGGAUGAGUGGAAAACUAGAGUAGAGCUGGAAGUGAAAGGAGCCGAAAUUGCUGCUAAUCGUCAGGGGAAGGUACCGCUACUCUGCAAUUUCCUUUCAUGCUUUUCUUUUCGUCGGCUAAGUAGUCGUCAUGAAGUUGCUGUGAACAUAAAGGAAAUCAAUAGAAGAAUAGAUGAGAUCGUAAAGGAGAAAGAUAAGUAUCAAUUGGAAAGUAGGAAGAAUAUUGAACUUCCAAAACGUCCAGAAAGUUCAUCUUUUGUUGAUGUGUCAAAACUAUGUGGUCGGGAUGGAGUGAAGAGAGAAAUAUUGAGUUAUUUGUUGGGAGGGAAUAGUGAAGUGGAGGCUGGGAAACUAAUUCAAACCAUCUCUAUAGUGGGGAUGGGUGGGCUGGGAAAGACAACUCUGGCACAACUGGUAUGCAAUCACCCUGAUGUUAAACAACAUUUUGAGAGUGUAGUAUGGGUUUGUGUUUCUGAUUCUUUUGAUGAGAAAAGAGUUGCAAAAGCAAUCAUUCAAGGGCUUGAAAACCUUAGUGGUAGCGCAGCAUAUGGCCUAGAAUCAGAUCCAUUGGAGGGGUUUUUAGGCUCUAAUCCUAAUGUAGACUUGGAGUCAGUAGGGCAAGAAUACUUUAGCAUCCUAGCAGCCCACUCUUUCUUUCAAGAUUUUGACUUUUGUGAUGGACUCAUAUAUCAGUUUAAGAUGCAUGAUGUGGUACAUGACUUUGGUAAAUAUUUGGCAGAGGAUGAGUUUGCUAUGGAGCUUGUGGGGUUUGAUCAUUGGAGUACAAACUCAGCAAAACAGCGUCACUUGGUAGUGAUGGUUGAUAAAAGGAUGACUUUUCCAACAUCCAUUUCUGGUGCAGAAAAGUUGCGAACUGUUGUAACUUAUACAGGAGAGGAUGCUUUGACUCCGAAUGCAUUGCGUAGCUUGUUUAAUCAUUGCAGACGCUUAAGGUUGUUGGAUUUUCGCAUGCCUGUUGGACGUAAUCAUUUAUGUAAUGAAGUUCCUGAAGAAAUUGGGAAAUUGAUGCACUUGAGAUAUAUAAACUUGGCUGGUAGUGAAAAAUUAGGAAGGCUACCUGAAACACUAUGCAACAUAUUUAAUUUGGAGUGUUUGGUUCUUGCAGGAUGCCAAAAUCUGAAGCAUUUGCCAGACUCGAUAGGAAAAUUACUCAAUUUGAGGAGUCUUCUUACUAAUGGUUGUUCUGCUCUGACUCACUACCCAAAAGACAUUCGCAAAUUGACUUCUCUUAGAAUUGUAGGCGGGAUCAUUGCUAGAGCUGAUAGGAAUGAUGAUAAGGAAUUUAGCCUUGCUGAUCUUGGAAACUUGAAGCAUCUGCGUAGAGUUGGGAUGAAAGUUGUGGGAAAUUCAAUUGAUAAGGAAGAGGCUAGAAAAGCUGAACUUCAGAAUGUGGAGGAGUUAUUAAUAUAUUUGGUUGGAGGAGUCGAGGAAAGUGACAUAAUUGAAGCCUUACACCCACCUUCAGGCAUAAGAUUUGGUUUCAGCGACGACUAUUGGUUCUUUCCGCGUAUCUCAGAAUAAAAAGGUACUCCAUUACCAUUUAUAUCCUCUGGGUUUUUCUAUUAAAAGUGUGUUUAUUGU
Messenger RNA from Rubroshorea leprosula, 2339 nucleotides. NCBI's taxonomy places the organism in Eukaryota, Viridiplantae, Streptophyta, Magnoliopsida, Malvales, Dipterocarpaceae. The record is from the annotation of a GenBank genome assembly.